UGGACCGCGGCCGAGGACGCGGAGCUCGCGGCGAAGGUCGCGGAGUUCGGGCAUCUGGACGGAAGCACAAAACGGACGCUGGACGUGGGCAACUGGGAGACCGUCGCCAAGCACAUGAGCACCGCGCGGACGGCCAAGCAGUUGAGGUACCGGUGGCACGCGCACGUCGAUCCGGCGGCGAAGAAGGGACCCUGGACUAUCCCGGAGGUGCGGACGGUCAUCGUCGAGCACAGCCUCCGCGGGAACCGCUGGGCGGAGAUCUCGCUGAAGGUGCCCGGUCGCCCGGACGGCAAGAUCGAAGGCGCCUGGCGG
This is a messenger RNA of Aureococcus anophagefferens, 312 nucleotides long. RefSeq lists its product as hypothetical. The annotation marks the transcript as partial. Gene Ontology annotation, cellular component: nucleus. NCBI's taxonomy places the organism in Eukaryota, Pelagophyceae, Pelagomonadales, Pelagomonadaceae. Gene Ontology annotation, biological process: regulation of DNA-templated transcription. The record is from RefSeq and is a predicted model, not a curated record. Gene Ontology annotation, molecular function: DNA-binding transcription factor activity, RNA polymerase II-specific; RNA polymerase II cis-regulatory region sequence-specific DNA binding. The transcript has a single exon.